This is a messenger RNA of Periophthalmus magnuspinnatus, 4758 nucleotides long. RefSeq names its product kinectin 1 (gene ktn1). Gene Ontology annotation, molecular function: kinesin binding. Gene Ontology annotation, biological process: microtubule-based movement; protein transport. Gene Ontology annotation, cellular component: endoplasmic reticulum membrane. The coding region runs from base 158 to 3943 and encodes 1261 amino acids. The record is from RefSeq and is a predicted model, not a curated record. The transcript has 36 exons. Lineage: Eukaryota; Metazoa; Chordata; Actinopteri; Gobiiformes; Gobiidae.
AUGACCCGCCCCCGCGAACCAGCAGCAGCAGAUAGUGUGACGGAUAGUGCCGAAGAAAGCCAGGCUGGAGCUGCCCUGGGAAGUCAGGAGUGUGCUAGAGUCAACGCGGAGUAACGCCAUUUCCCCGCUAUAGGGACCAGCCAACUCAAGCCACAGAAUGGCGGUGGAUAUCUAUGACUCCCAGUACCUGCUCAUCCUGGCCCCUUCCUUGGUCAUCGCCCUCAUGUUCCUCUUCUUCUGGCUCUUCAUGAAAGAGACCUCCUAUGAUGAAGUCCUGGCCAAGCAGAAACGAGACCUCAAACUCCCAGCGGCCAAACCAGACACUCGGAAGAAGACCGACAAGAAGAAGAGCAAGAAGAAGGAGAGCGCCACCGUGGGAGGAGGGGGAGGAGGUGGAGGAGGCGAAUCGGAGGAGGACGUGAGGGAUUUCGAAGUAGCGGAUGUCUCCAAUAGCUCCCCUCUGGAAAUGGAGGAAGAACCAAUAAUUCAGCCCACACCAUCACCCGUACCUGCUGCCUAUGCUCCCCCUGUGUCAGCUGAGCCUCCAGCCGGUCUGAGGGAGAGGAAGAAGAACAAGAAGAACAAGAACGCUGCUGCUACCACCAUGACUCCUGCCAUCAUAGAGGAGCCAGAGGUGAAUGGUACUAAACAGGUGAGCAUCAAAGCCGAAGCACCGGUGAGUGAGAGCAAGCAGCCCACCCCGCCCUCUCCCCACAUCCAGGCUGAGGUGCAGGUGCUAGUCCAGUCCGCAUCUCCAGUCCAGGCUCAGCAAACUCCUCCUCCGAGCUCUGGGAAGAAGAAGAAGAAACAGAAAGCUGAACCUGUGCCAGUAGAUGACCAGCUGCAAGAAGCUAAACCAGAGCAGGCCCCAGUUUCAGCUAAAAAGGAAGCUCCCAUUGUGGCUGAAACCAAAGCAGUCGAUGGUGCUCCCCCACCCUCCACCGGUGGAAAGAAAAAGAAUGCAAAGAAGCAGAAGACUGAGCCAGUGGAGGAACCUCUUGCUGAUUCACCCGUACCUACCAACCACCAGGCAACCAAUAAUGACAAUGUUCCACCACCCAAGAGCAGUGGCAAGAAACCAAAGAAUGAGACUGACAAAGAGAACACGGGGGUGAAGCUGAAGGAGCUGCUGUCUGGCCUGUCCGGUCUGGCUCUAUCUGAUGCUGAGGUUGUCAGUGUGCUGUCCCUUUUGGGAGAAAAGAGCCCUAAUGCUUUGAAUGCUUGGCACAAGACUGCCGCCAGGCCCGACCCGGCCGAACAGGAGCGGGAAAGGCUUUUUAACACACUCCAAGAAGAAGCAUCUAUUGCAAAGGACAAAGUCAAACAGCUUAGCCAGGAGCUCCAGGUAGAGAAGCAGAAAACCGGCCGUGUGGAAGCGAUGAUGAGAGAACAGCGUGCAGCCAUGGAGAAGGAGCUGGGGGGUAUGCAGGCCAAAGCGCAGGGCAGCUACCAGGAGCUCCAGACUAUGCAGAUAAAGUUUCAACAGGUGCGUGAGCAGCUGGAGAGCCAGAUCAGUAGACUGCAACAAGAGAAUGGUAUCCUUAGAGACGCUGUCAGCUCUGCCACCAAUCAAAUGGAAAGCAAGAAUUCUGCAGAGCUAAACAAGUUGCGCUCUGAAUAUGCUAGCAUGAGGAAUGAGUUGGCAGAAAAUAAGAGCAAGCUCCAGCAGGAGGAGCACCAGAGGGUGUCACUGGAGGUCAGCUACAAACAGAACGUGUCCCAGCUGGAGGCCCAACUUCAAGAUGCAAAACGGCGAUGGGAAGAGUUGCAGAAUUUCCUUCACAGCGUCAGCUCAGACAGAGAAAAACUGCAGGCCUCUAACCAAGACCUCCACACUCAGCUGCUUGCGGUGGAAACUGAGAUGAACAACAAGAACAAGGAGAUCCAGACCUUACACAGCAGUCUGACUGAGGCCAUGGUGUCCAAGGAGGGGCUGGAACAAAAAGUCAUGGGACUGUUGGAGGCCUCUCAGCACAGCACAGCAGACGACUCCAUGCAGGCACGCAUCCAGGACCUUGUGAAUGAAAACAAAAAUCUACAAGUCCAAAAUGAGAUGUUACAAGCCCAGAUCUCCUCACAGGCCAACCAUGUCUCCCACAUCGAGGAGCUGCAGAAGCUUCUGGCUGAUAAAGAAUUACAAAGAAAGAGCCUGGAAGAUAAUCUCAAUGCAGAGAGGAGCAGUGGAGCCAGCAGAGAAACAGACAUGCAGGCCUUGCACAAUGAGAACAUGACACUGAAGGCUCAGCUACAGAAUCUGCAGGCACAGAUUUCUGAGCAGACUGCCUCUCAGAUGACUUUGGACCAGAUCCAAAAGAGUGUCCAGGAAAAGGAGGAGAGCAUGAAAACUGUUGAGGGCUUACUGGAGAAGGGACUGAUUGAAGUGGCAAACAAGGAAGAAGAACUGAAGGCUUCAAGAGAAGAGGCUGAGGCACUAAAGCAGGAGAUAGAUGCUCUGAAGAAGCAGUUGGAACAGGCAUCUUCGGAAUCCAUAGAACAAGAUUAUCAAAGCCAGAUUCAGGAAAGGGAUCAGAAGGUAGAAUCGUUACAGGAGGCUCUCCAGACAGCACAGGACAACAGUUCAGUUCUGGAAAAGAGAGCUGAGUCUCUGGAGCAGACUCUGGCAGCUGUGCAGGCAGAGCUAGAGCAGCUAAGACAGACACCAUCACCAGAGGAGUCCACCGAUUCUAGUGCCCAGAUCCAAGACUUCCAGCAGCAACUGCUGGCAAAGGACCAAGAGAUUCACAGACUUGGAGCAGAGCUAGAGGCCAGGACAAAAGAGCUGAGUGAGACGCUGGAGCAGCAGCAACAAUCAACCACAGCAGAGCCGAGCACAGAGCUUCUUGGGGAGUUGUCUGUAAAGGAACAGCAGAUAUCAGAUCUGCAGGGACAGCUGGUUGAGCUGAGGGACUUGGUGGAGCUUCACAGAAGGAAGAACAAUGAGCUCCGGGAGAAAAACUGGAGUGCUAUGGAAGCUCUGUCAGCCACCGAGUCCAUGCUUCACGGGAAACUCAGCAAGAGUGUCAAGGAGAAGGAGGAAGCCCUGGCCCUGUCCCAGGCUGAGUGUCGAGAUGUUCUGCACAGACUCCUGCCCCACGUGCCUCUGCCUUCUGAGAAGAAUCAUCAGGAAUGGCUUUGCAAGUUUGAGAAGGCAGUAUCAGAAGUCCCAGCUGCACAGCCUACCCCUGUAUCAGGGGACUAUGAGGAACUGACUGAUAAACUGAAAGAAGCCGAAGAAAGCCAAAAGAUUCUACAGAAAGACUGUGAGACCUACAAGAAGGUUUUAGCAGAGACGGAGGGUAUCCUGCAGCGCCUCCAGAGCAGUGUUGAGCAGGAGGAAUCUCGCUGGAAGCAGAAGCUGGAAGUGUCACAGGGAGAGCUGAAAGAGAUGACCCAGAAAGCCACAGAGCUGGAACAGGAGAUUGAAAGACUAACUGAUGGAGGGGACCUUGAAAAUCUGAGACGGGAGAAGCAACACUUGGAAUCGGAGUUGGAGCGAGCAGAGCGUGAGAGUGCCACUUAUGUGACAGAAGUUAGAGAGCUCAAAGAUCUGUUGACUGAAUUGCAGACCAGACUAGAUGGCUCAUAUACAGAGGCCAUCAGGCAGAAUGAGGAGCUGAAUUUGCUGAAAACACAGCUCACAGAGACACUGUCCAAACUGGAGACGGAGGAGACUGAACGGCAGAGGGUGGCAGCUAACCUGUACAAGGCUCAACAGUCUGUGGAUCUGAUCCAGGGGGAGCUGUCUAAAGUGUCAGAGAAUGCAGAUGAGCUGAUAGAGAACAGCACUCUUUCUUCACAGAAUGAGGAAACUGAAAGAAAGGAAAAAAUGACCGCAGGACUAAACCAAACUGUAAGUGAACUGCAACUUCUGCUACAAGCUGUAAGCCAGCAGCUCACAAAAGGCCCAGAGGGAGAGGCAGACAAAGAUUUGCCCAAGGUAUAGUGGGAUCCUCAAAGAUCGACUUUGAACUUGGGUCUCAUCACUACUACCUUCACUUCAAACUGUCUUACCCACCCAGCCACUUUUUCACUCUCUGGUCACCUCAGCUGUUCUGGAACGGCCUCAUGUAUGUCGCGGGCUGGAUCGCCUGUAUGGUCACAGGGAACAGACAUGUAUUCCAGGGCUCCAGACACUGAACCAAAUCACACGCACUACACCACUCCUUUCACAUUCCUCUUCUCCAGCAGCCUGAUCAUUUUAUUAGAACCUUUUCAACUCUUCUUGUGGCAACCAUUCCUCUGUUUAGAUCACACAUUGUUUUAAAUUAACUAAAUAUCAAAGUAGUUUUUUUUAUUUUGUCUCAAAGGGCAAUUAUAUAUUUGACUAUUGAUGAAAUAAACUGGUUUUCAUGACUUGAGUGUUAACUUAAAUAUGUUUUAACACAUGAACUAGAAGCUGCAGAGGCAUGGCAUUGUUUUUGAGUCUAUACAACUACAUCCUGGUAUUCUGAUGAACUGAGAGCAUUAUGCACACCUUGGAUCAAUACUGGGUGGAGAGCAGGGACAUUGGAGCAUAUCGGAAGGUCACUAUUUGGGGAUACAGGGUCAUAUUGCACACAAGUCUAUAUUGUAUCUCCAGCUAUAAACGAUUAUGUGACCUAUAAGACAGAAAGGAUGAGAUCAACAGUGGUGAGUGUUGCAACUUGUCUAGCGUCCCAUAUCAUCUGUAAUCAACACUUGCGAUAUAUUAAGUUCAUUAACACUGAAGUUUUGUUCUUUUGUAACAGGCGAUGUUAAUAAAAAAGGGAUGCUUGAUAA